AUGGCUUCUUCAUCUCGAUCCUUCAACUCCUGCUCAAGGGUUUGUCCUAACUCUUUGAUGAAGGAUCCAAAGGAUAAAUGUGAUUUCUGGGAAUGGGUUGACAAAGAUGAAGAAAUUAUAACCAAGAACAAGAAUAAGAAAUAUGAAGAACAUGAUUUUAAUACUGAAGUGAAGAUUGUAAUAUUGGAACAUGAUUUCAGUGAGUACAAGGUGAAGACUGAUAAGGAAUGUAAGAGUUUUAGACAGGAAUUGGAUAAAAUGAAAUGUUUCGUGUUGAUGUUUGUUGUUUUGUUUGUAGUGAAGUACAUGAUGUAG
Lactuca virosa is the source of this 315-nucleotide messenger RNA. The record is from the annotation of a GenBank genome assembly. NCBI's taxonomy places the organism in Eukaryota, Viridiplantae, Streptophyta, Magnoliopsida, Asterales, Asteraceae.